Molecule: messenger RNA, 3676 nt
Organism: Zeugodacus cucurbitae (melon fly)
Lineage: Eukaryota; Metazoa; Arthropoda; Insecta; Diptera; Tephritidae
Gene: vnd
Product: homeobox protein vnd
Exons: 3
Coding region: 1112-2953 (613 amino acids)
Biological process (GO): cell differentiation; regulation of transcription by RNA polymerase II
Cellular component (GO): nucleus
Molecular function (GO): DNA-binding transcription factor activity, RNA polymerase II-specific; RNA polymerase II cis-regulatory region sequence-specific DNA binding
Source: RefSeq, a predicted model, not a curated record
GCCACUUAGUAAAAUCGAUCGCAAAAAAGGAAACAAUUCAGUUGAAUGACUGUUGUUGUUGUAGCGCAGCCCGAGUGUAUGAAGUUGCACACAAAGGCUUGCCUGUCGGCCUGUCUGUCCGCAUACCUAUUUACUGCUCGAUGGCUGACGUUCUUCAGCAGACUCUCCACACGGGUUCGUGUGUGUGUAAUGGUGGUUGUUGAUGACUUUUGUUUGUUUGUUUGUUCGUGUGUACAAUGCAUUGACUGCAUUGCCGUUGGUUGGCCUGGCUGCCGGGCCUAGCUGCCUGAGCUGGGCUGAUGCGUUGGUUGGUCGACAGGCUGACUGGUUGUGGCUUCUUGGCGUACACGGCUACUCGUUAGUUGUUGAUGACACUUCAGUUUGAAAAGUAUACGCGGUCUCAAUUCGAGCAGCCAAAUUCGAAUAGUACUCGAACUGAAGAGCUCAAACUAUUAUCAGUUAGUACGCCCACUAAAAGCACGGCGUUUGAAAGCGUGAAGGAAAUCAAAUUUCGAAAGUUACUAAACAUUGAUUUUGUAGAAAGCCUAAAUGAAGUUGUUAAAAGUUAUGUCGAAUAUACAUCAAAAGUGCGAAUUUUGUGAGUGAAAUCCGGUCGUUGGACCAUAUUUACCUAAAGUGCUCAUUAAAACAGUGAUCAGCCAAACAAAGAAAAGUUAAUUACACGCGAACCACCAGACGUCCUUGACUAAUUAAGCGGAAUAAUACGCGAAAGUCUACCUGUAGUCUGGCAGACCCCAACAAGUUAUAAACUAUUGACACAAAGAUUACUUUACUGUCGCAGCCGCGUACCGCCAACAUCGUCAAAGUGGCUGAGAAACGCAAACGCACGCCGUCGCCGGGACGGCCACCGCGAUCACCGCUGCACCGACGGAAAUCGCUGGAAUCGCUCUCCUCCAGCGCCGCCACGCCACCACCCUCACCCUCCAAACCGCGCAGCGCUUUGCCCAUAGCGCGACGCAGCUCACGGACACCCACACCGCCCACACUACCGCCACCGCCACGCACCUCCACACCGACACGCGCCACAUCGCCCACAGCAUCAGCGACCCCAACAAAGGAGCGGCAUCAUUCGCCUAUCGGUGCCGUGCCCAUGUAUAGUUCAGCGACAGUUACGCCCACCUCGAUCGCGGAUCAUUUACGUCUGCCCACAAACGCAGCAGCGGCGGCUGCAUUCAGUUCCUUUCCUUCGUUGCACAGCAUGAGCAGUUUGAUGGUACCGUCCGCGGCUGCUGCGGCCGCGGCGGCGGCUCCUUUCCUGCCUUGGUCACCGAUACUACUGCCACCGUGGGGACAUCCGCUCUUACCCGCGUUCUAUCCGGCGGCUUUGCGUAGCGCGUUACCGGGUCUCUUCGACACGAAGGUGCCGCCCUCGCAACGCUCCUCCGGCUUUCACAUAUCGGACAUACUCAAUUUGGAUGGCAGCGAGCUGAAGAAUGGCGUCGUACCCCCACAUGCCACAGCCGGUGGGCCACACAGCCAAACGGAUAUUAGCCAACAUGCGCAGCAGCAGCAUCAUGCCACCCACCUGACACAUCAUCAUCCCCAGCAUCUCAACAACAACAAUAACACCAGCUUACACAACAACAACAAUAGUAAUAGCAAUGGUGAGGCACAUAGCGCACACUUAACACCGCCGGCAUCAGUUUUAAGCGGCACCGGCGGUACGAGCAAUACCUUAACGGUACCCACCGAUGAUCAGACGACACAACAUUCCGCUGGUACCACACCAACCCCAGUAGCUGGUGGUGUCGUCAAUGGCACUGAUGCUAACGGCCAACCGGUCGCAGCACAUCAUCAAAGCUCCGCGGCUGUGGCGGCGAAUGCGGCUUCAGCACAAGCCACCGCUCACCUGAUAGCUAGUCAUCACAACGCCGUGGCCGCGGCAGCAGCCGCCGCUGCUGGUCAAUAUUUGCCAAAGAACUUCACCAGUUUCAGUGAUGAAUUGUCGUCGUAUCAUCAAAUGACGCACACAGUGUUGGCGCAUCCGGCGCGUAGCGCGUGGAUUAAGGAGAACGAGCUUUAUGGCAUGCAACAGCCCGCCAGUCCUGACAGCACCUCACCACACACCUCGGAAGUCUCCUACACCUACAUUGGCUCAAAUUGUCAGACCUCGCCUGCGCUCUCUGGCGAUUACAAAACCUACAGUCGUUCCGCCGAAAGCGAUGCGCUCUCCGUCGGCGAUGCGAAUUCGUUGCAUAUGCAAACACAUCCUGGCUCCGCGGCGCACCAACAGCUCCACGCACAUCAUCAGCAGCUGAACAAAAGUAUGCCGGGGAGUGGUGGAGGCGGUGGCGGCGCAGGCGCGGACAAUACCAGCGCCGGUGGCUCUUCCUCCAACCCGCACGACGACAGCCUCAUUGAGGACGGCAUCGAAGAGGACAUCAUGGAUGAUGAGAAUGACGACGAGAACGGCGGUAAUGGCUCAGGCAACGGCGCCGACGGCAUGCCGAAUAAGAAACGCAAACGACGCGUGCUCUUCACCAAAGCACAAACCUAUGAAUUGGAACGACGUUUCCGGCAACAGCGUUACCUAUCGGCGCCGGAGCGUGAGCACCUCGCCAGCUUGAUACGUUUAACGCCAACGCAAGUAAAAAUCUGGUUCCAAAAUCAUCGCUACAAGACGAAGCGCGCACAAAACGAGAAAGGCGUCUAUGAGCAUCAUCCCGCCAUGCAUCCGCAUCAUGCAGCCGCGCUACCCUCACCACGACGCGUAGCCGUACCCGUUUUAGUGCGAAAUGGCAAACCAUGCUUGGCGGAUGGCACCAAACUGCCGCAGGAUUGUAUGACGCAGCAAAUGCAGAAUGCCGCAGCAGCGCACAAUUUGGUGUUACAUGCGAAUGGCGCUGCCGCGUAUCAACAUGCGGCCGCGGUAGCGGCAGCAGGUCUUCACGCAGCUCAUGCGCACUCCCACCAGCGACCAUGGUGGCCCUAAUAUUGUUGAGAUCUAGUGGAUCGGAUGUGGCGACGUGGAACUGGUGGCGCUAGUGCAGUGUGAACUAAGACAACAGUACUUGUAUGUAAUAGCAGCAAUAACAAAAGCGUUUUGGGUGAUAAUUUUGUGAAAGCUUCAGCGGAUAUAAUAUGAAAGCUUUAUCGAGCUGGAAUUUGUGAAAGGACAAACUUAUAAAAACUUCAAUUUGCGAGUGUUUCAUUUUGUGAAAGCUUCAUUUUGUGAAAGCUCAAAUGUUAUGAAAGCUCAAAUCGGUGAAAGCUUCAUGUUACGAAAGCUCAAAUCGGCGAAAGCUUCAUUUUGUGAAAGCUCAAAUCGGUGAAAGCUGUCGCGUAAAGUAAUAUUGGCCGCAAACCAUAAAUUUUUGAGACAGCAGUUAAUUUUUUAGCGGCGCUACUCGAAUAUUGGACAAUAAUUUGAAAUGGCCAGAAACGUACACACAAAAAUUACAGUGUCGUAUCGGCAGUCUCUGUGGUGCAAUAAAAUUAAUAGAAAACUUAAAUUUCGUAAAAAGUGAAGAGACGCGCCAUUUUGAAAAAAUGUAAAUAAAUUUGACAAAUUGUAUAUAACAAUAAAAAUGUUUUCCUGUUAAAAAUUUAUUGUAAAUAACUGUAUUGGAAUAGUGUUAUAUUAUAGCAAAAAUUAAAUAAACUUUUUAUAGAAACCACAAAAUUUCCGCAUUUACGCGCUUCUAAAAUUGUUUCA